AGGUGUCAUGCUUUCAGGCUCAUCAGCAAAACCUAGUUUGCUUAUGCAGGCUCAGCGGAAUGUGUUUGGUACUUGGCGGUUUCUCGUCAAGUAGCUGCAUGAUCAUUGACACUGUGUAGUCGAGCGGAAUGAGCGCUGGGCAUCAGUAAAACGUGAGAAAGAUAUUGAUCCCGACCAACAACCGACGGGUUUGAUGGUAAGGAACGGGGAACUCAACUCAAUUCCGAGUCCGACGGGUCGGGACGUGACGAAGAAUUCGGGGUUGUGCACAUGCAACAGGCACAGGGCAAUCAGUCAUUGAUGUUGGGCUUCCCUUCCGCCCCGUUAUUAUCGUCCGCUGCAACAGUACCUUACAAUGUCCACGAAGACAUUGAACUUAUCCCGAGAUCAAACAAUUGUCUGGACCAAAGGUUUAACCGCAACACAAGAGAUACGUAGAAUGCUCACAGAAAACUACCGGGUCGUUGUUGCCCUCCUGAUCAAGUCAACAUUCUCCGACAUUUUGAUAUCAGUGUUGCUAUUGUGCUCAACAAAGUCCAGACGGCCAUCGUCACCAGUACGAUGACAAGAACUCGAUACUCCUCCAAGCGGUCCUUUUCUUUGCCUUUUGUGAUGGUCUCACAGUCUUGCUAUGUUAUAUAAGACGACGUUGCCCACCUUACUAAACCUGAUGCCAUCGAUGCAUCAUCGCCGACUCAACAAGUGCCGCAUUGCCCCAGCGCGCACCAGCGGAUUGCGAUUUAUCCGCUGGUCCGAACCCGUAAAGCCCAAUCGUCGGCUUGUAUCUACCACCCGGCAGUGGUGCAAGUGAGUGUCAGUGUUAUUAGAGGUCGAAGGUUAACCCCACUGUAUGCGUCCAUUCCGUCAGGAACCUCACUGCGGCACAAGCCUUGUGAAACUGAAACAGAUGGACGUGACAGAAUGAACACGAAAUCGGAGAAAGGUGAGAAAAUUGCUCGACUCGGAUCAUGUUUCAUGUAGAAGCGAAACCGUCCGAGAAAAUACAUGAAAUUGACAUGCUCUCAGACAGUCAAG
This is a messenger RNA of Pisolithus orientalis, 1035 nucleotides long. RefSeq lists its product as uncharacterized. NCBI's taxonomy places the organism in Eukaryota, Fungi, Basidiomycota, Agaricomycetes, Boletales, Pisolithaceae. The transcript has a single exon. The record is from RefSeq and is a predicted model, not a curated record. Bases 356 to 565 code for a protein of 69 amino acids.